AUGAACCUACGAGAUGCAGAAAGUGGGAAAGUUUUAUGGCAAAGCCAUGAGGAUCUUGCUGUACCCGGAAAAGAGCAUGAAGCUCAUGUCCCUAAAAGUAUCCUGAAAUGCCGGACGGUGUCGCGUGAAAUAAAUUUUACUUCUGCUGAAAAAAUCGACAAAUUCCGCCUGGAACAACGAGUCCUUCUCAAAGGCAGUGUUAUUGAAGGUAUUUUUUUUCUUUUGCAUUACAACAAAAUACAGUUCCAAAUUAGCAAUUAA
Gongylonema pulchrum is the source of this 261-nucleotide messenger RNA. The record is from the annotation of a GenBank genome assembly. NCBI's taxonomy places the organism in Eukaryota, Metazoa, Nematoda, Chromadorea, Rhabditida, Gongylonematidae.